AUGAUUUCUUGGCACAAACUCCGUCUGCUCCUUUUGCUAGAUUGGCUGAGCUUCUCCGCCGCCGCCGCGGCAGCCGACACGCUCUCCGUAGGAGAAUUUCUCGCCGGGAAUCGGACUCUGAUCUCGGAAGGAGGCAAGUUUGAGCUUGGGUUCUUCUCCCCGACCGGCAAUGGCAACUCCAGGUACUACGUCGGCAUAUGGUACAAGCAAAUCCCGGUGCAGACGGUCAUCUGGGUGAUGAACAGAGACCUCCCGGUCUCGGACCCAUCGUCGGCAGAGCUGACGGUAGCUCCGGACGGCAACCUCCUCCUCCUACAAAACGGGAAUCAGACCAAGAAGCCAAUCUGGUCGUCGACCAACUCCAGCUACGCGCGCCCAUCAGUCGGGCCCGUGGUGGCGGUGCUCCUCGACACCGGGAACCUCGUUCUGCGCGGCAACUCCUCGCAGCAGAUCAUAUGGCAGAGCUUCGAUCACCCGACCGACACGCUCGUGCCGGGCGGCCGGGUGGGGCUGAACAAGCGCACCGGCGCGUACCAGGCGCUCGUGUCAUGGAGGAGCGCCGACGACCCCUCCACGGGAUGGUACACGGACCGGGUCGACCCGUUCGGCGUGUCCGGCCAGUACACCUUCCUGUGGAACGGCACGACCGUGUACUACUACUCCGGCGCCUGGGACGGGCAGCGCUUCGCGUCCGUGCCGGAGAUGGGCAUAUCGGCCAGGUACAGGUAUAUCUUGGUCAACAACGACGAGGAAGUCAGCUUCUCCUUCGAGGUCACCGACCCGUCUACCCUGUCGAGGAUGGUGAUGAGCCCGAACGGGCAGUACACCAUGUACGACUGGUCCAGCAAGUCCGGCGGGCAGUGGCUGCUUCACUUCGCGACUCCCACGUCACCGUGCGACGUGUACUCCGCGUGCGGGGCCUUCGGUCUGUGCGACGCGGCCAGCUCGCGGUACUGCCGGUGCUUGCCGGCGUUCGACGCCACGUCGCCGGGGGAUUGGAGCGGCGGCUGCGCGAGGAAGACGAGCUUGCACUGCAGCAACGACUCAGCGUCCACCGAUGGGUUCCUUCCGGUGCAAAAUGUCAAGCUGCCGAGCAGGUACAUCACGGACACUGAUGGUGGAGGUAGCGCUGGGGAUUGUGCGUCAGCGUGCUUGAGAAACUGCUCUUGCACGGCAUACGCGUACGAGGGCGGUUGCUUGGUGUGGGCUGGUGGUCUGAGGAACAUUCAGCAGCUUACCGACGGCGACGCUGCCGGUUCUACUCUGUUCCUCCGGGUCGCCGCCGCCGACCUUGCUGCCAAUAGCAACCAUGUCGGCCUGUCAACAAUUGAUCGCGAUGCCAUCCUGGUCGCAUCUGCACUAGCUUUUCUCACGAUCCUCUGCUGCUUGUUCUCCGUUGUUGCCUGGAGGAGGCGACGUGGCGCGCAAACUGUGUGGCUUGACGGCUCACUCCUGGUGUUCAACCACGGCUAUCUAGUGCGGUGCACGAAGAACUUCUCCGAGAAGCUGGGGAUGGGCAGCUUUGGCUCCGUGUACAAGGGGAAGCUCCGCGACCGCACCGCCGUAGCCGUCAAGAGGCUCGAGCUGGGAGGAUCGGCGCAGGGCGAGAAGCAGUUCCGCGCAGAGGUGAGGACGCUGGGCAGGAUCCACCACGUCAACCUGGUGCGCCUCCGCGGGUUCUGCGUCACGGCGCGCGAGCGGCUGCUGGUCUACGACUACAUGCCCAACGGCUCCCUGGCGUCCGCCAUGUCGGGCGCCGGUUUCGGGAUGCUGGACUGGGGCGCCAGGUUCGGGAUCAUGGUCGGCGUCGCCCGGGGGCUCGCCUACCUCCACGAGCAGUGCCAGGAGCGCAUCGUGCACUGCGACGUGAAGCCGGAGAACAUACUCCUCGACGCGGCCUUCUGCGCCAAGGUGGCCGACUUCGGCAUGGCGAAGCUCAUCGGGCGGGACUUCAGCGCCGCGCUCACCACGGCGCGGGGCACGGUGGGGUACCUGGCGCCGGAGUGGGUCCUGGGCCUGCCCGUCACGUCCAAGGCCGACGUGUACAGCUACGGCAUGACGCUGCUGGAGCUCGUCUCCGGGCGGAGGAACCGGGACGCCGGCGGGCGCGGCGUGGGGUACUUCCCGCUCUGGGCCGCGACCAAGGUCAGCGAGGGGCAGUUUCUGGCGAUCUUGGACGAGAGGUUGGCGGGGGCCGCGGACAUGGAGGAGCUGAGCCGGGCGUGCAACGCCGCGAGCUGGUGCAUACAGCAGACCGAGGCGCUGAGGCCGACCAUGGGGCAGGUGGUGCAGGUUCUGGAAGGGUCGCUCAGGGUGGGCGCUGCCCCCGUGCCGAGACACCUCGAGCUAUUCUGUGCGGAGGAUUCGCGCACGCUCUGA
This is a messenger RNA of Lolium rigidum, 2379 nucleotides long. Its product is annotated as G-type lectin S-receptor-like serine/threonine-protein kinase At2g19130. The record is from RefSeq and is a predicted model, not a curated record. Gene Ontology annotation, biological process: protein phosphorylation; recognition of pollen. Lineage: Eukaryota; Viridiplantae; Streptophyta; Magnoliopsida; Poales; Poaceae. The transcript has a single exon. The coding region runs from base 1 to 2379 and encodes 792 amino acids. Gene Ontology annotation, molecular function: ATP binding; protein serine/threonine kinase activity.